AACAUCAACCGAUAACUCAAAGCAUGCACCUUUAGUGCUCGUCAAAAACCAAAAAACAUGCAUCUUUUGUGACAUGUUAUAAUUUCGUAUGCAGUUAUUUUUCAUGUCUUAAAAAUAAGGUUUUGAGAGGAACCUGGCAUUAGUUGCUACCUUUAGGGACCUAUGAAACAUGGGAGGGUUAGUAGUACUGAUAUGCAUAGUUGUUUCAUGGAUAUUCAUACAUAGAUGGAGUCAAAGAAACAAGAAAGGUCCAAAAACUUGGCCCUUUUUUGGAGCUGCUAUUGAACAAUUGAUGAACUAUGACAGAAUGCAUGAUUGGCUAGUCAAUUAUUUGUCCAAAUCAAAAACUGUUGUGGUUCCUAUGCCUUUCACAACUUAUACUUACAUUGCUGACCCUAAUAAUGUAGAACAUGUACUCAAGACCAACUUCAAUAAUUAUCCUAAGGGUGAAGUGUACCAUUCAUAUAUGGAAGUGCUUCUUGGAGAUGGGAUAUUUAAUGUUGAUGGUGAGACUUGGAAGAAGCAAAGGAAAACUGCAAGCUUAGAGUUUGCAUCCAGAAAUUUAAGGGAAUUUAGCACGAAAGUUUUCAAGGAAUAUGCCUUGAAACUUUCUGCUAUUCUCAGUCAAGCAUCUAUCCUUAACCAAGAAAUAGACAUGCAGGAACUGUUGAUGAGAAUGACUUUGGACUCCAUAUGUAAGGUUGGAUUUGGAGUGGAAAUUGGAACACUGUCUCCCAAUUUGCCAAAGAACAGUUUUGCUGAUGCAUUUGACACUGCAAAUAUCAUAGUAACACUUCGUUUCAUUGAUCCACUUUGGAAGAUUAAAAAAAUGCUAAGUAUAGGAUCUGAAGCACAACUUGAUAAGAGUAUCAAAGUUGUUGAUGAUUUCACCUACUCAGUAAUUCGGAAAAGGAAGGCAGAGAUAGAAGAUGUCAGAAAAAGUGGGCAACAAAAUCAGAUGAAGCAUGAUAUAUUAUCAAGAUUCAUAGAACUAGGAGAAAGCAAUGCAACGGACAAGAGUUUGAGAGAUAUUGUGUUGAACUUUGUGAUUGCUGGUCGAGACACAACUGCAACAACCCUGUCAUGGGCCAUCUACAUGGUAAUGACACAUGCUCAUGUUGCUGACAAACUUUACCAGGAGCUGAAACUUUUUGAGGAGCAUCAUGCAAAAGAAGAGAACAUUUCCUUGCCUCAAUGUGACAAAAAGGACUCAGAAUCAUUCAAUCAAAGAGUAGAACAAUUUUCAAGGCUUUUGAAUAAAGAUUCACUAGAGAGAUUGCACUAUCUGCAUGCUGUGAUAACAGAGACCUUAAGAUUGUAUCCAGCAGUUCCUCAGGAUCCUAAGGGCAUAUUAAAGGAUGAUGUAUUGCCAGAUGGAACCAAAGUAAAGGCAGGGGGAAUGGUAACAUAUGUUCCAUACUCUAUGGGAAGGAUGGAAUAUAAUUGGGGUUCUGAUGCAGCUUCAUUUGUCCCUGAGAGAUGGUUCAAAGAUGGUGUUCUAAAAAAUGAGUCUCCAUUCAAAUUCACUGCUUUUCAGGCAGGUCCUAGGAUAUGCCUUGGCAAGGACUCUGCAUAUCUGCAGAUGAGGAUGGUGCUAGCUAUUUUGUGCAGAUUUUACAAGUUCAACUUGGUGCCAGGUCAUACAGUGAAAUAUAGGAUGAUGACAAUAUUAUCAAUGGCUCAUGGUUUGAAAGUUACCAUACACAAACGUUGUUAGACAUGUUUUCA
Molecule: messenger RNA, 1728 nt
Organism: Vigna radiata var. radiata (mung bean)
Lineage: Eukaryota; Viridiplantae; Streptophyta; Magnoliopsida; Fabales; Fabaceae
Product: cytochrome P450 704B1
Exons: 6
Coding region: 170-1717 (515 amino acids)
Molecular function (GO): oxidoreductase activity, acting on paired donors, with incorporation or reduction of molecular oxygen; heme binding; iron ion binding
Source: RefSeq, a predicted model, not a curated record